AUGAUCAACGAAGAUGGUAGUUUGGAUACUACAUCUGAAGAAUAUCGUAAGCUAUCAAAAGCUGAACGUCGAAAGAGAAGACGAGCAACACCGAAGUACCGUAACCUGCAUGCAACACGGGAAAGAAUUCGUGUAGAAUCAUUCAACAUGGCGUUUUCAAGACUCCGAGCUCUUCUUCCAACUCUUCCAGUCGAGAAGAAACUAUCGAAAAUCGAAAUCCUGCUGGAACGGUUCUUUGCAACAUUUGAUUUGGGCAAAUAUGAGAAACGCGGGGUGAUAUUGGGAAUCGUGCUGUUAUCAAUAUCGUUUUUGUUGGCUUUUGUUACAGUAUAUAUUGUAUUUUUGCCCGAAGAUCCUAACGAAUUGAUAACAACGUGCAUCUCAAUCUCAAAUACCUCAGUUGGCCCAUCAUUUUACGUCAUGUUCCGUAUUCAGUUUUUCUUGUGCAUCUCACUUCUUGUUGCCCAGUAUUUGUUGAAAAGGCUAAACAAAAAAAGAAAGGCUUAUAUUGGAAAAAACAACAUGAGCAGACGCUAUCAAUUGAAGGAAAACAUCAAAAUUCUAAAUCAGACGAGACCGCUCAUUUUGACGUGCGCUCUGGUUAUGGCUAUUUACAUCGUGAUUGUUUCCUUUGUACGAUUCUUCAAGGACUGUUUCCCACUGCAUUGGUACGAAAUCGUCUCGGCGUAUUUGUUUGUAAUCUCUUACCUCCCAUUCUUGCUGACCUUAAUUAUGCUUAUCAAAAUGAGCAAAGAGGAGCGCCGCAAGAAACGACAUCUAGCGAAAAGUAUCAGAUCACAGGAAAUGUAUAGCAUGAACUUCCACGAAGUCAAAGCACAGGAAUGGGACAAUUAUUAUACUAAUAGUGUUGCUGCUAGAAAAUCUGCUUUAGCAAAAUGGAAGUUUAUGGGUCAUGUUUUAUCGACUUCUCGUUAA
Messenger RNA from Caenorhabditis bovis, 936 nucleotides. The record is from the annotation of a GenBank genome assembly. NCBI's taxonomy places the organism in Eukaryota, Metazoa, Nematoda, Chromadorea, Rhabditida, Rhabditidae.